Molecule: messenger RNA, 1408 nt
Organism: Coffea arabica (coffee)
Lineage: Eukaryota; Viridiplantae; Streptophyta; Magnoliopsida; Gentianales; Rubiaceae
Source: RefSeq, a predicted model, not a curated record
CGUUAUCCCAGAUGUUCCUGUGCAAAAAAACUACCGGAUCCCACCCUCCUCCUCUUCCUGUAUUGAUAUUGCAACCCCGCGUUCCCGGUUCCCCCUCCCCCGCUAAACCCCUUCUCCCGCCUCGUUCUCCUGCUCCUGCUAGCCUGCUUACUACUACUAGUUUUACGCAGAAAGAAGAAAUAAAACGCCUAGGUCACUGUGUUAAGAACGUCGGAGGGUGGGCGGCUCAGCUCCGCAACCGCCCCCCAUGGCCUUCCAGCGACGCCGGCUUCAGUACCAGUACAAAAAUCGUGGCCGGCUCUUAAUCCCCGCCAUUUCCGUCAUCUCCGCUGCUCUUCUUGUCUUAUUCGUUUUGAUCUCGCUACUCGCCCCUUCCCCGACUGAUGGAAAUGGUCCCCUCCGCCUGCCCCGCCACCGUUCUUCGACGGAGACGGAGACUAGGAAUAAGGAUAGAACUAAGGACGAAGGGAAGGGAGUUCCGAAAUUUCGUGUGCCGCCCGCUCGAGGAGCCUAUCAUCGUGAUCUUUGGACUUCGACAAAUGCCAAAUUCUAUCAUGGUUGUAGUGAUGCCAGCAGCAAAUUUCCAAAAGCAGAAGCUAUCACGCGUCCCAACCGCUAUUUGUUGGUCGCAACCAGUGGGGGUCUUAAUCAACAGAGAACUGGGAUAACUGAUGCUGUUGUUGCUGCUCGUAUUUUGAAUGCCACCCUUGUCGUUCCAAAGCUAGAUAAGAAAUCCUUUUGGAAGGAUUCGAGUAACUUUUCAGAGAUAUUUAAUGUUGAUUGGUUUAUAUCAUAUCUAGCAAAAGAUGUUAGAAUUAUUAAAGAGCUUCCAUUAAGGAGAGGACACCAAUGGAUUCCACACAGCAUGCGAGUCCCAAGAAAGUGCAAUGAAAGAUGUUAUAUUACUCGUGUCUUACCUGUUCUUUCAAAAAAGCAGGCUAUCCAGCUAAACAAGUUUGACUAUAGACUUUCAAAUCGGCUGGAAACAGAUUUUCAAAAGCUUAGAUGUAGAGUCAAUUAUCAUGCUCUGAGGUUCACCAACCCCAUAAUUACCAUGGGUGAGAAAUUGGUUCAAAGAAUGCGGAUGAGGAGCAAGCACUUUAUCGCCCUUCAUCUAAGGUUUGAACCCGAUAUGCUUGCAUUCUCGGGAUGUUAUUAUGGUGGGGGAGAGAAGGAGAGGACGGAGCUUGGUAAAAUACGGAAGAGGUGGAAGACCUUACAUACUAGCAACCCAGAUAAAGUAAGGAGGCAAGGAAGGUGUCCCCUUACUCCUGAAGAAGUAGGCUUGAUGCUGAAAGCACUUGGAUAUGGUAGUGAUGUUCACAUCUAUGUGGCAUCAGGUGAAGUAUAUGGGGGUGAAGAGACAUUGGCUCCACUGAAGGCACUCUUCCCAAAUUUCCAUUCAAAA